UUCCCCUUUCGUGCUGUAUGAGAAGAUUAAUUACUAUAGACAAUAGCCUAGGGAAAUUCAGUCCCUCCCUGUCCCUGACUUAUUUUCUCCUUUUACUUCACUUGCUCCAAGUCAGACACUGACUUAAGCAUGUCAAACCGAAGAAAAUUAGCCUAGGUAUCUAGGCUAGACCGUUUUUAACAAGUGCAUUUGUACGGUGUACACGCGUGUUUUUAAGGUGUGUUUUUUUAACCGUGUUCAGAAGGUAAAAAUGCCGCAACACGGAGACGUACGGAGACUAAAAAUGGCGCGCAGACACAGUAUCCGGUCUCGCGGCAUCGCACGCAUUCACCCUGACGCGCGCUUGACGAGUAGCUUUUUAGAUUUGGCGCUAACGUAUGAUCUGCUCGGUUGAAGUUCCGUUUGCAUUAGCCUACAGAAUACUCACUUAAUUUGAACUAUAAGAAGUAUACUGUUAAAUAACAGGGUAAAGGGAUAUACAGUGAAAUGUCGAUAGAAGGGUAUCCAGUCACUAAAGUGUGUCUUAUUUACAAAAUUAUGGUUUUGGAAAAUGUCCGUUAUAGAUUGGAGGAAGAGCUCCGGAUUUUCACGAAAAAGGCAAGUGAAGAUGUACAGAGUUUCUUGAGAUCCGCCAAAGAAAGCUCUAGGAUGAAUGGAGUUAAGCUUCUGAAUGAAUUGGAUGUGAAAUGUACCGUCAUUGAGAGGCUUACUGGGUUAUUUCGUCAACUGAUUGCCGAGCCAGAAGAUCGUUCACUGAUCGCUAAUCAGCCGAAUAAUCAUCUGCAUGGGCCAGUACUGAAAUGGGGCAGAAAUGUAAUGAUUUCCAGCAUUUUGAAGUUUGGACCAAUGCUCCACAAUGUUGUAUUGGCCACCUCUAUUACUAAUGCAGUACAGACUCUUGGAGCUGCUCUCACCAUACAGCAAAUUCAGACAGUCUUUACCUCUUUAAUGUCGCAAGCACAAGUGCAGAUACCUAAUGCACUUCAGUACAAUCAGACAAAGGACAAUAAGCCUUCAAGUGAUAACUGUCAGGAUCAGUCACGUUCAAGAAUUCCAGUGAGACAUCACAGCCGUGGUGUUACUUUGGGAACUCCAGCAACACAAUCAACAGGAAAACAAUUUGAAAAGCCCCUUCAUGGUGUGACCUCAUGUUUACAGAAUCAGGAGCUGGGAACUGAUGUUACCAUACAACAUCAGAAGCAGACCUCAUCACAAUUGAUACAGUUCUUGCAAACCAAAUGUAGAAGCGAUUUGUUGACCUGUUUUCCAGGAAGGGUUGAGCCGAGUGUUGACAGUGCCACACAUGACGACAUGUCUCCUUCGAUAAUAGAAGGGACUCCAUCUGAAGUGAAAGGCAAGCCUGUCUAUGAUAAUCUGUACCAAGGAACAAAUGGCUUGCUAAUUGCUACUUCUGCCCCAGUAUUCGAGGUGCAGGAAGACUUUGUUGAUGGUGCAUUGAGGUGCACUUAUAUUGUUUCCACAAAGUAUGAAUUGUGGGAUAUUGGUGAUAUAUUCAUAGAUGAAAACCUUAUUUCGUCAAGGCGUUCUCAGCAAGUAGAUGUGUUGGGCUCAACUUCAGGGGCCUGUACAGAAACCAAAGAGGAAGCUUCCAGUGUUCAAAGGCAUAUCACUAGUGGAGUUGGGGCUUUAGGCCCAAUGGGGCAAGAUGACAAUCUGGCAAUAUCUAAGGUUGGAAAAAAGGUCCCAGUGUUCCAGGUUCGAAAGUAUGAGGAAAUGGCGGUUACAGUGACCCAUGUUGUUAGCCCUAGUAACUUUUUCAUCCAGCUUGUGGGCCCACAACUGCAACAGCUCUCCCUAGCUAUUGAUUUGCACUGCAGUCGCUCUUUUUCUGAGAUGGAUUGUAUUCCGGAUAUUGGAACCUAUGUUCUGGGAUGGUUUCCAAGGCAGAAGAUGUGGUGCCGUGGUCAGGUGAUUAAGAUAAAUGGCAUGAGAGGAGGAGCUUCAGUGAAUCUGGCGAAGGCAGGUGGUGUGCAAAAUAUCAACCUGGAGGUUUCUCCAGUUAAGGGUCAAGACUGGACUACAGAGGCAGUGUGCUGGUUUAAAGACAAAGUACAUAAUAGGACCCUGUUUGCAAGGCUGUUUCCUCAGGAGCCGAAAGUGAUGGUGGAGCUCUUCUUGGAGAAGGGAAAGAUUGGAGGCAUGAGGAGAAGCGCUUCUCUGUCGACAAGAUUGGCCCUAUGUGGACAUGCCAAUCAUUCAAUAAUAAGCCUAAACUUGAGGAAAAGCCUCAAUGAUGGACGAGACAAGAAUGUCCAGAGUGAAGUUGCCUAGGUUCUCAAUCGGAGAUCAAGGUUGUAAAAUACAGCAACACUGAGAUGAGUGUGACAGAGAUCCAGGUACAGGGAAAAAAAAUUCUUAUGUAAGGCAGCAACGUACCGUAAAUCUUUUUUUUUUGUAUGCACUCUGCAGUAUAGUUCAGGUCGUGCUGAGCUGCUGCUCAAUCAGUAUGUUUUUCCUUCUUUCUAAGUUAACUGAUUGAUUUUGUGCUGUUUGCUGAUUCAAAUAAGAUAAAAAUGAAUAUAUAAAUGCAUGUUUAAAGUUAAUCCAGACUUCUUGUUGAGGAAUGCAUGUCAUUUUGUAAAGAUUAAUAAAGAUCCUUACAUAAAUGUUGGUCCAUAAAGUCAGUUUUAAAUAAA
Messenger RNA from Paramormyrops kingsleyae, 2657 nucleotides. RefSeq lists its product as uncharacterized. The record is from RefSeq and is a predicted model, not a curated record. Lineage: Eukaryota; Metazoa; Chordata; Actinopteri; Osteoglossiformes; Mormyridae.